AUGAUGUGGUUCAAGAGAGAACCGAAGCAGGUCGUCGACAAACCUGCGGAAAAUGGUGUCGUAGGCAAGUUGAGAAGAAAGAAGCCAAUACUACUGAAGCCGACGAGAGAAUCCAGUGAGAGGGAAACGUCGACCGAGAGUGAUAAAGAGAGGAGAAGAUACUCAGAUAUAUUAGACACUGUGUCUAUAGAAAGACGAGAUGAAAGCGACGAGUCUUUGUAUGAGUCGGCGGAUGGUCACAGCGACGCUAUAUCGGCUAGCGACGACGCCCUGCCGAGGCUCGGCAAAACUCCGACAAUCAGCAAGGAAUCUCUUAAACUAGCGGUCACAGAUGAGGAAGUAGAUUGCGCGAAAAUUAAAAAAACGCACAGAAAAACAAUGUCAUUAUCUAAUCCGUUAGAAAUAGUAAGAAAUUUGGGAGAUGAAUGGUUUGAAUCUGCAAAAAAGGAGCUUGAAAAAAAUUGUGACAAGAAAAAGUCAAGAGAGAGCCUCUGGAGUGAGGAAGAUCGUGAAUCAAUACAUGGGUCAUCGAUGAAACUUGAUCAGAUACGAAAAAAUAGCAAAAAGGAAGAGAAGCCUCAACCUAAUAGCAGAAAAAGUAGUACAAACGAAGCUCCCAAAACCAGAAAAACCAGUAAAACUUCCUCUGUAUCUGGUCUUGGCUUUUUUAGACGGAAGAAGACUCCUACAUCUACUAAACCCGUUGAAUCAGUUGCAGAAGAUGAUAAAAUAUUAACUCUGGAUGAAAUAUUAAACUAUACAAAACUGUUCCUAGAAGGAGAAAGACGUUUCGCGUCUUUAUCUGAGGCGAGACCACAGCCUCCAGUUGAGACCGAUUCAGAAGAUGAACCACCUACUCCUAAGCAGCUAGCAGAACACAGGAGAAGGUUAAGUAGACAGACGUCUCGAAGUAAAAGUAAAGUGAGAGGCAAAAGUCAGUCUUUAAAAGUCAGCACUUUAAGAAAAUCUCACAGUGGAACCCUGAAAAAGGGAAAGAAGAAGAGUGUGAAGGCUCCAUCAGCUGGGAGGAGCAGGCAAGCUAGUAUUGUUGAACAGACACCAGUAGUUAAGAAAAAGAAUUCUGAUUCAGUGAAACAUAACUCUUGGCUCUUCAGUGGAACUCGAGGAGAGUCCCGAAGGGAAGGCUCGACAGAUGAGCCGACAGCGCCCGACGCGGAUGUUGACACCAGCGAUGCUAAUACCAAGGAACCCGACAAGGAUAACAACUGGCGUUCCCCGGCGGGAGGGCGCGGCGUCAACCGCGCCGAGAGCUGCCGCGAGCGGGACGUGCCCCGGCGCGGGAAGCACCGCAACGCGAGCGACCCCAACAGGCUCACCGCACACAACAACCAGUGA
Molecule: messenger RNA, 1356 nt
Organism: Arctia plantaginis
Lineage: Eukaryota; Metazoa; Arthropoda; Insecta; Lepidoptera; Erebidae
Source: the annotation of a GenBank genome assembly